Molecule: messenger RNA, 1222 nt
Organism: Agrilus planipennis (emerald ash borer)
Lineage: Eukaryota; Metazoa; Arthropoda; Insecta; Coleoptera; Buprestidae
Product: DNA polymerase beta
Exons: 7
Coding region: 125-1132 (335 amino acids)
Biological process (GO): double-strand break repair via nonhomologous end joining
Cellular component (GO): nucleus
Molecular function (GO): DNA-directed DNA polymerase activity; DNA binding
Source: RefSeq, a predicted model, not a curated record
ACAUACUGGUUAUAGGUUAUAAGGGUUAUAAACAAACAGUUUAUUCAAAUGAGACGCAAAGGUAAUUUAUCUGGAGGGUUUUAAAAUACAUACUUGAAAUUAAAAGAGAUUAAAAACAAACAUCAUGAGUAAACGUAAAAAUCCUUCAGGCAAAGAAAAUCCCAACCACGAAAUUUGUGAAAUAUUAUCUGAACUUGCUGAAUACGAAAAAAAUGUUUCACGUAAUAUUUACAAAUACAAUGCGUACAGAAAAGCAGCAAUGGUUAUAGCCACUCACCCUAAAAAACUUCAAUCAGGUGAAGAAGCGAAACAUUUAAAGGGAGUCGGAGAAAAGAUCGCAAAAAAGAUUGAUGAAAUACUAAGUACUGGCAAGUUAAGGAAAUUGGAAGAGAUUCAUUCAGAUGAUGCUAGCAAUGCAAUCACUUUACUUACUAGAGUCUCAGGUAUUGGUCCUGCUAAAGCUAGACAACUAGUCGAUCAUGGAAUAAAAACAAUUGAGCAAUUAAAAAAACAUAAAGACAAAUUAAAUCAUCAUCAAUUAAUUGGGCUUAAAUAUUUUGAAGAUUUUGAGAAAAAAAUACCAAGAAAAGAAAUAGAAGAAAUGGAGAAAAUCAUCAAAGAAGAAGUUCAUAAACUGGAUGGAGACUACAAAAUUACUAUUUGUGGAAGUUAUAGGAGAGGGAAAUUGGAAAUCAGCGAUAUAGAUAUUUUAGUUACCCAUCCAAAAUACUCAAGUUCUGACCAUGAGCAUCACAAAAAGAAUACAUAUUUGGAAAAUAUUGUGGAAUGUCUUAAAAAAUAUGGACUCAUAACAGAAACAAUAUCUUUGGGAGAAUCAAAAUUUAUGGGGGCAUGUAAAUUAAAAGAAGAUACACCUACAAGACGAAUUGAUAUCAGAUUUAUGCCUUGUGAUCAAUAUUAUUGUGGGAUAUUAUACUUUACAGGUUCCAAUUUGUUUAAUCAAGAAAUGAGAGCUCAUGCCCAUGAAGAAGGAUUUCUUUUAAACGAAUAUGCAUUAAAGCCCCUGGGAAGCACAGGCACUCCUGGUGAACCUGUUGAGAUUCAUUCCGAGAAAGAUAUUUUUGAAGCAAUUAAUUAUCCUUAUAAAAAACCUGAAGAAAGAAAUAUUUAACUUUUAUUUUAUUGCGUUUUACAUGAUGUAUUUGUAAUAUUGUUAGUUAUUUUUAGAUGUGUUACCUACUGUAUAAAAUAUUUUGAAAUA